AUGAAUCGUUUUGGUGAUAUUGACGCUUCAAAUAAAAGACUUCCACCUAUUUAUGGCUAUCACGCUGAAAAAUCUGUUACAAUAGAAAAAGCACUGGAACCUAUCGAGUCUGAAAUUGAAGAACUACCUCGUUUUAUAAAAAUAGCUAAAAAACACUGUCAUUUCCCAUCCGAACAUGGACUAACACAAGAUCAAUCAGCUGCGAUCUAUAUUUAUACAAUGGAAUGGGGCGAUACUACAUUGUAUCGUGUUUUGAAUAAAGCAUUACGAUCAGAAAAUCGGCAAGCAUUAAAGAUAUGGUUUCCGUACUUAAAACUAUUUGAUACAGCAUUAGAUAAGCUGCCUACUGUCAAAGAAGCAGUAUGGAGAGGUAUACCUAUUGAUAUUGGUAAGAAUUUCAUUAAAAAUCAAACUGUGACGUGGUGGAGUGUUAAUUCAUGUUCAUCAUCACCGAACGUUAUUAAAACUUUUCUUGGAGGCACUCAAAACUCAACUCUAUUUUUAAUUGAAACUAUGAAUGGAAAAAAAAUUUCUGGAUAUACGGAAUAUGAAAAUGAAGAUGAAGUUAUUCUACGAAUGGGUUCCGAAUUUCGUGUAAAAGGUGAUCCUUUGGCUCAAUUGAAUGGUUCAUACGUUGUACACUUAAUUGCAAUUGAUGAUAAUAAUGAUCAACCAUUAGCUUCAAAUAAUAACAGUACUUGUGUUAAUAUUCCUGCUAAUACCAAAUGGGCACAGGAAGGUGUGACUAUUGCUGGCGGUAAUGGGAAAGGCAAUGGCACCAAAAAACUGCACUGUCCUCAUGGUCUCUUUGUUGAUGAUGAUCAAACAGUGGUUAUUGCUGACUGGAUGAAUCAUCGUAUCAUCCAAUGGAAGAAAGAUGAUACCACGAAUGGACAAGUUGUUGCUGGUGGCAAAGGCGAAGGAAAUGGAUUGAAUCAAUUGAGGUAUCCAAUUGAUGUAUUGAUUGAUAAAGAGACGGAUAGUCUCAUUAUUUGUGAUGAAAACAAUCGACGCGUAGUACGAUGGUCUCGUCGUAGGGGUACAACAGAAGGAGAAAUACUCAUUGACAACAUCCGAUGUUACGGAUUGGCUAUAGAUGAGCAGAGAUAUCUCUACGUCUCUGAUCGCGAAAGACAUGAAGUAAGACGAUAUCAAUUGGGAUAUAGAAAUGGCACUAUCGUAGCGGGUGGAAAUGGCGAAGGUAGUGAUCUCAAUCAACUCAAUUCGCCGCGAUAUCUCUUUGUCGACCAACAACAGAAUGUCUACAUAUCAGACUGCGGAAAUCAUCGUGUAAUGAAAUGGAUGAAAGGUGCAAAAGAAGGCAUCAUGGUAGCUGGAGGUCAAGGUAAAGGGAGUGCUUUGACACAAUUGGAUCGGCCUAAUGGACUCUUCGUCGACACAUUGGGUACUCUCUAUGUAGCAGACCAGGGGAAUGAUCGUGUGAUGCGUUGGAUUCAAGGAGCGAAACGAGGUACUGUAAUUAUGGGUGGAAAUGGUCAAGGAGAAGGAACAAAUCAGUUCUACUGGCCCUGGGGUUUGUCUUUCGAUCGACAUGGCAAUCUCUAUGUCACCGAUUAUAAUAAUCAUCGUGUUCAACGAUUUUCUAUCGAAUCAGGCAUGUGA
Rotaria socialis is the source of this 1623-nucleotide messenger RNA. The record is from the annotation of a GenBank genome assembly. Lineage: Eukaryota; Metazoa; Rotifera; Eurotatoria; Philodinida; Philodinidae.